Ophidiomyces ophidiicola is the source of this 1317-nucleotide messenger RNA. RefSeq names its product Phosphatidylinositol:ceramide phosphoinositol transferase (IPC synthase) (gene AUR1). The record is from RefSeq and is a predicted model, not a curated record. Bases 1 to 1317 code for a protein of 438 amino acids. The transcript has 2 exons. NCBI's taxonomy places the organism in Eukaryota, Fungi, Ascomycota, Eurotiomycetes, Onygenales, Onygenaceae. Gene Ontology annotation, molecular function: inositol phosphoceramide synthase activity. Gene Ontology annotation, biological process: sphingolipid biosynthetic process; inositol phosphoceramide metabolic process. Gene Ontology annotation, cellular component: inositol phosphoceramide synthase complex.
AUGGCUGGUGUGCUGAAUGCCUCGCUGCCGUCAUGGAAGGACAAUUCGCAAAAGUACCUGGGCAAGGUCACCAUCAUGUUUCCUUGGCGGUCGCUGCAGCUGCUCUUCCCGCAUCGCAUCCGCCGGAAGAUUCGCUCCAAGCUGCGCAGUCGCCUGGCGCCGUCGUCCUCCAUCACCUCGCUGAAAACCUCCUUCUCGCCCCUGGACACGCUGAAGGCGCUACAGUCGCAUCGCUGGACCGUUUAUGAUGGACAGUAUCUCGUGCUGGUAUUUCUGGGCAUCUUCUCAUUAGCGAUCAUCGAAACUCCUGGUCCUCUUGUAAAAACAUUAGUGUCUCUGGCUAUAAUUAUUGGUCUCAUUCUUCCCGUGACGUGCCAGUUUCUGCUUCCGGCCCUGCCCAUUUUUGCGUGGCUGAUCCCGUGGUAUGGAAUGCAAUUCAUCCCUAGCAGCUGGAGACCGCCUAUCUGGGUCCGCGUGCUCCCCGCGCUUGAAAACAUCUUCUACGGUGCAAAUCUCAGCAACAUCCUGUCCACGCAUAAACAUGUUGUUCUGGAUAUUCUGGCAUGGCUACCGUACGGAAUCAUGCACUUCGGGGCACCUGCAGUAUGCUCUUUGAUCUGCUUCAUCUUCGGCCCUCCCGGACUGACCCCGAUCUUCGCCCGAAGCUUUGGAUACAUGAAUGUCAUCGGCUCUCUGAUUCAAUUCCUCUUCCCAUGCUCCCCUCCCUGGUAUGGGAAUAUGUAUGGCUUGGCUCCCGCGCACUACGGCAUGCCUGGAUCUCCUGCCGGCCUCGCACGCAUUGACGAGCUUCUCGGUUUCGAUAUGUACACGUCUGGCUUCACGGCCUCGCCCGUCCCCUUUGGUGCCUUCCCGUCCCUCCAUGCUGCGAACGCGACCAUUGAAGCGCUCUUUAUGAGCCUCUUGUUCCCCAAGUUCCGCGCUGCAUUCAUUGCGUACACUCUCUGGAUUUGGUGGGCCACCAUGUACCUGUCCCACCACUAUGCGGUCGAUUUGGUUGGCGGAAGUCUGUUGGCAGCUCUCACGUUUUAUUACGCCAAAUCAAGGUUUAUCCCACGCGUUCAACAUGAUAAACCUCUUAGGUGGGACUACGAUUAUGUCGAGUUUGGCGAUUGCCUCGACUCCUACAACUACGACUUGGCUACUCUCCGUGGGGACUUCCAAUCGGACAGCGACGAAUGGACCGUCGGGUCUUCCUCUUCGAUUUCUUCUGGCUCUCUGAGUCCAGUUGAUGAAUCUCAGUCGAUCUGGGACGGCGAUGCUCUUAGCCCCAAUGCCGAUCUUGAGGCUGGUCGAUGA